This is a messenger RNA of Rhododendron vialii, 2477 nucleotides long. RefSeq names its product F-box/WD-40 repeat-containing protein At3g52030. Gene Ontology annotation, molecular function: RNA binding; protein binding. Lineage: Eukaryota; Viridiplantae; Streptophyta; Magnoliopsida; Ericales; Ericaceae. The record is from RefSeq and is a predicted model, not a curated record. Gene Ontology annotation, cellular component: catalytic step 2 spliceosome. The coding region runs from base 103 to 1398 and encodes 431 amino acids. The transcript has 9 exons.
AUCUAUCUUCUAUUUUGUACUCCAAACUUCCAAACAGAUCAGAAGCGUUCUCUCCGGUCUCCAAAAAUCUCUCUCUCUCUCUCUCUGGCGGCGAGGACAACCAUGGACGUAACCGCCGCAGGUGGCCGGUCUCCGCCAGAGAAGAGAAUCGCAAGACAUCGAGCUACCGUCCACGUCCUCAGUCACGACAUUCUCUGUAUCCUCUUCUCUUUCCUCGACCUUCUCGACCUCUUUCGCUGCUCUUGCGUCUGCAAAUCCUGGAAUACAAUUAUUUCCAAAUCCAAGCUAUUACAAAUUCUUUACUGCAAGCAACAACAGAGUUCUCCCAGUUCUUUCGACAUGUCUAUUAGUUCUGAAAGAUUUUUGAAGAAACAUUUGCAGAGGUCGGCUAUAGAUCGUCAUAGGUCCUCUUUACAACAAGGUCCCAUUGAUGUCUCUCAGUGGAAAGGUCAUUCGGUUGGGGUUGAUCAGUGUAGAAUGAAGAUGGGAUUGAUUCUUACUGGUGUUGGUGAUAAGGUUAUGCGUCUCUGGUCAGCAGAAAAUUACAAAUGCUUGGACGAAUAUUCGCUCCCAGAUAAAGCACCUCUAGUUGAUUUUGAUUUUGAUGAGAGCAAGGUUGUUGGUUUGGUUGGGACUCGUAUUUGCAUAUGGAGACGCAGUGGGAAAAGAGAUAUAUUUUCCUCACGUGAAGGCCUGUUUACAAAGGGUUUAUGCAUGCGUUAUGUAGAUCCAGAGGCUGCAGUUGGAUGUGAGGAUGGGACAGUCCGAUUAUUUGACAUGUACAGUCGGAAAUGUUCUCGAAUCAUAAAGAUGCAUGCUGGGUCUGUGACAUGCUUAGCUUUAAGCGAUGAUCAAUUGAUCAUUAGUGGUUCCUGUCUUGGUCGUGUGACACUGUCGGAUCUUUCCUCUGAUCAGCGGAUAUCUGCAUUGAGGUCAACUGAUUCUGGAGGCAUAAGGACCCUGUGUUUCAACCCCUCUUCGCAUUUAGUCUUUGCUGGAUCAACUGCAGGAUAUGCAUCUUGUUGGGACCUUAGGACUACGAGGACUUUGUGGAAUGUCCGAGUGAGCCCAAACGUUUUAUAUUCUAUGAAUCACAUGCGAGGUGACAAUUCGACGUUAGUUGUUGGCGGAAUAGAUGGUGUGCUACGAUUCUUGGACCAGGACACAGGUGAGGUUUUCUCAAGGUGCAUCAUGAAUGAGAGCAACAUUUCAAAUCCUUCGAGAGAUUCAUAUGGAGUCGUCCAAAUAAAGAAAGCAAGAAGGCUCUCAGAAGAUACUCGCAUUGACCUCAUCCCUAAAACAUGUCGCCCUUCAAUUAGGUGCUUGGCUGUUGGAAUGCAGAAGGUUGUCACAACACACAAUGAGAAGAACAUCAGAAUAUGGAAAUUUAACAGGUAAAAAAGAGUUUUACUUUUUCUCUGGAAAAGUUAGAAACUAUGGUAAAGUUACUUGAAGGCUAAUAUGCUAUAUGGCAUUGUAGAAACGUGAUUUUUUCCUACUGUGCACAAAAUUUAUAUAUUGAUUAAUUGAUUUAUGUAUAGGUGUAUUGCACCCCAUGUAAAAUACCUUCUCUAUGAUUAAUCAAUAAGAUUCAGAUUUAUCAUCAUGCAGUCUUUAAGAGUAGGAGUAGAUUAAGUGGAUGAAUGCCUUUUGACAUUGUACCAAUAUUUACAACACAUCGAAAUAUGUUCUCGAAAAAGAUCAUAACCAUUUGUGAGAUACGUACAUUCCACUGCCAUGAGCUAUGUCCUGAAAUUUCAUCUCAAUCGAAUGCUGUAUCACUGUGCUGGCUAUCGAACACUCUGGUGGCUAACCUCAAAUUUAAUUUGCAAAAUGAAUCGGAAACAACCAACAAACAGAGGAUGAUGUUUUACCGUUCCGUUAUGGGAACUAGGGCGUCUAUGGGCUUUAAGAGACGUUUGGUAUGGCUUUCUUGCUUCCCCUUGCCACUAUUUGAUCUGCUGCCCUCUUUGAAACACCAUGUUAGUGAAGGCCAUGCACUCUGGCAAGGUUUUUUCAUUUUGGGGAAAAACAUUUUUUCGUUUCAUAACUCAGGAUGUCCGGGGUCAGCUUACACUAAUCUAGUUACAAAUCUAUUUGCACACCCUCUUUCACGAGCCUCUGCAGGUCUAUUGGCAAUAUUUUUUUGUUUUCCCAGUGCUUCUGUUUGCUUGCUCUUGGCACACAAUCAUUAAAUCUCUGAAAUGCAUUUCGUUUUUUUAUUCGAUUCGUAAUUUGAUUUUCCUCUUGUUGCCAAAACAGGAAAAUACCGACAAAAAAUAAAUAUCGAUUAGGAAAAAGAAGAGGAGAUUAGUAGUGCUGUAUCGAAGUAGAAUUCGGGAGAGUGGUCCCAGCCAGAAAGUGUGAGAUGAGAGCAAGAGCUCUUGGGGGGCUAAGGCUGGGGACUUGAUGCCCUGCUCCUCUAACUGUAACAAAUGUUAGGUCUCCCUUGUAAACUUCUGUAUACCCACCAACCU